AUGGCGGAUGCCGAGUCUGACAUUAUUCGACUGGUCAAUGUGUCCCCACAGGACGUCUCGGACGAAGUUUUUGCUCAGGAGCUCAAGAAAAACCAUCAGUGCAAGAAACUCCGUGCGGCCUGCACGCAGCUAGGUCUGCAUCCUCAGGCCGAUCCUGUCCUAAACCAUAAGGAUGGCUACAUUCAGUUACUGAUUCGAUACCGACGUUCGCGGUGUGGGGAGGCGGUAGAACGAAACAUUGUGGGAUUAAAUUAG
Molecule: messenger RNA, 255 nt
Organism: Peronospora farinosa
Lineage: Eukaryota; Oomycota; Peronosporomycetes; Peronosporales; Peronosporaceae
Source: the annotation of a GenBank genome assembly